CCUCCACCAUCAAACAGCCGAUCGACAGAGCGGCCGAGCGGGGAGCUGAGAAGUACGACGCCUAAGACGCUACACAAAAAACGCUAGGAAAUUACGCUUUUAUGUCCUGCAGUACCGGUGGAAAUUUGGGCUGGAACUACGGCAAUGAAAUAGCGUCGAAAGGAGUGCCACGUACACGGGAGAAAGUGAAGAAAGCGGGAGGAAAGAAAGAUUGGUGGUUGUGAUGUUGGUCUGAUCAGACCAGCUUCCUCUGCUUCAAGACUACAUUUCCCAUGGAGCUGUGCACCGACACAGCAGACUAUUCUACCAUGGAGCCACCAGUCAGGGUUUUGGACCCAAAGAGCAAGUGAGACAGAGGAGGACCUGAUAUUGUGAUAUUACCCUCCAAAACCUCAACCCCAUCCUUGUGUCAUCUCCUCCCUCCAUCCCUCCUGCUUGUCCUCCACCUGACCAUCCUUCAGUCCGAGGCCUCCUCAGGCUGCCUCAAGCUCCUCCCAACUUCCUGACUCCUGCUGUGGAUUAUAGAGUUUUAUCAGGACUGGGGUAUCUCCUCUCAGUCCAGCACACGGACCAGCUGAUCAGAAACUGCCUCAUCACUGAGCACGGAACUGUCUGGGCCCAGAUCCGGUCUCAGUCCAGGUCUACUGCAGGAUGGCAGGUCUACCGUUCUGUUUGGCUGUGUUGGCCGCCGCUCUCCUGCUGACCCUCAGAGCUGACGCUGCAGGUCAGAACCCAGACCACGUCCUGCAGGGGACAGGGGUGAAACCUGAGGCUCGACGACCCGGCGAGGACUCCACCAUCGCACCCGAGGACGCCGCACGAUUCCUCAGCUGCUACUGCUCUGGACACUGUCCUGAAGAUGCCACGAACAACACCUGCCAGACUAAUGGUCAGUGUUUUGCCAUCAUUGAGGAGGAUGAGCAUGGAGAGGCCAUCCUCACCUCCGGCUGCAUGAAGUAUGAAGGCUCACACUUCCAGUGCAAGGACUCUCCCAAAGCGCAGACCAGGAGGACGAUCGAGUGCUGCAACACCGACUUCUGCAACAGAGACCUGCAGCCCACCCUCCCCCCACAGGCUCCCUCUGAAGGGAGCCCCCACUGGUUGGCUUUCCUCAUCUCUAUGACGGUGUGCUGCUGCACUCUGAUCUGUGUCACCGUGAUCUGUUACUACAGGUAUAAGUGGCAGACUGAGCGUCAGCGAUAUCACAAGGAUCUGGAGCAGGAAGUCUUCAUCCCUGCUGGAGAGUCCCUCAAAGAUCUCAUUCACCAAUCGCAGAGCUCUGGCAGCGGCUCAGGGCUCCCCUUGCUGGUGCAACGAACCAUCGCCAAGCAGAUCCAGAUGGUGCGCCAGAUCGGUAAGGGCCGGUAUGGUGAGGUGUGGCUGGGCCGCUGGAGAGGAGAGAAGGUGGCCGUCAAAGUCUUCUUCACCCGAGAGGAAGCCAGCUGGUUCAGAGAGACGGAGAUCUACCAGACUGUCCUGAUGAGACAUGAAAACAUCCUGGGCUUUAUCGCAGCCGACAUUAAAGGUACGGGCGCCUUCACACAGCUCUUCCUCAUCACCGACUACCACGAGAACGGCUCUCUGUACGACUACCUGAAGCUGACCACGCUGGACACGCAGGCUCUGCUGCGACUCGCCUACUCAGCCGCCUGCGGCCUCUGCCACCUGCACACCGAGAUCUACGGCACGCAGGGCAAACCGGCCAUCGCCCACCGAGACCUGAAAAGCAAGAACAUCUUGAUCAAGAAGAACGGCACGUGCUGCAUCGCUGACCUCGGCCUCGCUGUCAAGUUCAACAGCGACACUAACGAGGUGGACAUCCCUCUGAGCACCCGGGUGGGGACGAGGCGCUACAUGGCCCCUGAGGUCCUGGACGAGAGCCUCAACAAGAACCACUUCCAGGCUUACAUCAUGGCCGACAUGUACAGCUACGGCCUUGUCAUCUGGGAGAUGGCCAGACGCUGUGUCACUGGAGGUAUUGUGGAGGACUAUCAGCUGCCGUAUUAUGAGAUGGUGCCCUCUGACCCCUCCUAUGAAGAUAUGCUAGAAGUGGUGUGUGUUAAAGGACUUCGACCCACAGUGUCCAACCGCUGGAACAGCGAUGAGUGCCUCCGGGCCAUGCUGAAGCUGAUGUCAGAGUGCUGGGCUCAUAACCCCGCUUCCCGCCUCACCAUCCUCAGAGUCAAGAAAACGCUCGCCAAGAUGGUGGAGUCCCAGGACAUCAAGAUCUGACCUCCCUCAUCAUCAUCCUCCUCCUCCUUGUCCCACCUCCGCCACCGGAUUCACCUGAACUCGCCCAGCCUGACCUGACGUGGACCGGAUCAGACCGGACCAGCGUCCACAGGCUCGCUCACCCCUCAUCAGGAGGAGGAAGAGGAGGAUAAGUUGGGAGAUAAAAAAACUUUUUUUUUUUUUUUUUUAAAAGAAAAGGACCCGUCUCAGGGCUGAACUGUGCACCACCACCUCCUCCUCCUCCUCCUCCUCCUUCUUCUUCCUUCUUGCUCUUCUUUCUUCCUUCUUGAGUCCAUCAGCUGGAAACAAACAUAGAGUCCUUCCUCCUCCAGCUCCUCUUUCUGUGAUGAGACAGCCGGGUUUGACGCUUUCUGUGAAAGCCAAACAAGACAAUAAAAAUAAUUCUGAUGACGACUUCUUGUGGAGGGCAGAGGAGGUGAGGGGAUGGGGCUCUUGAUGCUUGUUGUGAAUGAAAAGUUUGAAACUUUUUUUUUUUUUUUAAAGGACCCACCUUGCCCAGCCCUCCUCCACAUCUGCCUGUUUUAAAAAAAUGCCAAUUUUUUUGUUGUUUUUUGUUUAUUUUUUUUUCUCUUCAGGACUGAGUUCUCCUGCCAUAUUGAAAUAUAUCUCCACUCUUACAGUAGAGUUAAUUAUAAAAGAAAAAAUAAGGUACUAUUAUAAUAUGUGAAUUUUAAUGUGUAAAUAAAUGUUAUCAUUAGAUGCCGUGCCUCCUCAUAAGAAGAUUUUUUAAAAAAGAAACCAGAACACUAUGCUGCAGUGGUGUUGACGUCCGGCCGACUCCUCAGAGACGUUGACGGGAGAUGAUGGAGUCACUGCGGAGACGUCUGCCGUCCUGUUUGUCUGUCUGUCUGUCUGUCUAUUAGGUCAUUAUUGUACAACAGUUAAAAAGAAACAGAAAAACACUCUCUGGUUGAGUUAAACCUCAGUGGGUGAAGCCAAAGGAGCCAAACCUGUAGACCUGUAGAACUUACUCUGACCCCCGAGGCACUGCCACGUCCAACGAUUUGUUCAGUGACUCACAUGAAUUAAUGAGACCAGUGACAGCAUUGUAGGCGAGACUAGAGAAAAGGAAAAAAUGGAUGAAAUGUUUGCAGUGAAUUGACAAUCUUGGCUUCUUUUUUUUUUUUGAGAGGACAAAUUCUUAGAACUGAGAUUUGCCAAAUCAUCAGUCAUUUCUGUUCUAGUCUUCACAAAAUGAUCAUUUCACUUCAGCUCCUGUAAAACUAAUACAACAAUGUAAAAAUACUCAGUUACAAGUAAAAGUUCUGCAUUUAAAAUGCCACACCUACAAAAUUUUCAUUGAUAAAAUUUUCAUCACUGACUUCAGUCUCAGAGGAGUCUGGGCCUUGUCAUCUGUAUUAGGUUAAAGAUGACUGUUUGGAUCUGAGUUCCUGGCUGGUUCAGAUCCUUCACAGUCUGACCUGAGGCUCUGCCUCUCUGCUCUCCUCACUUUGGCUUCCUUCUCAUCAUCUUCACUCUUAACAGACAGGAGUGAGUGGGAACUUGGUAUCAUCAGCCUCCUCCUGACUGGUCCAGAGUUCCUCCUGUUCCUCUUUAAUAUGUGGCCUCUCUGGGUCCUCCUGAUCCAGGCUAUGGCUCAGCUCAGGGGGAAAUCUCUUCUUUAAUCACCAACAGAUGCUGGACAUCUGCUGGGAACACCAACAUACAAACACACACACACACACACACACACAUUAUGGAUGACAAUACUUUUGAUAAAAAAGUGUCAUGAGCUAAACGCACUUAAAGUACCAAAAGUAAAAGUGCUUGUUCCACAAAUGGCCCUGGACCAGUGCAUUAUUACAUUUACACUUUACUGUUGUAGCUGCUCGAAGUGGAGCUGGUUAAUACUACUUAAUGUUGCAGAUACAUUUAUAUAACACUAUAAAAAUGUUGAAUAGUUUGAGCCUCAAACUGCUUUAAAUGAAACCAUGUGACAAGUUUUGAGGGGAAAAGUCUCCAGUGGAACUUACAGCUGACAGAGCUCAGAAACAUGACUAGACGCUGACUUUUUGUUAGAGAUCCCAAAUCAAAUAAAUUGGAAACCACUGAUUAAAUCUAUAAAAAUGUAUUUUAUUUUAUAGGAUUUUCAUAUUUGUAUAUGUAAAAUAUUAAUCUGGUAACUAGUAACUAUGAAGAAGAAAUAUGAAGUUGCAGAAAAUGUACAAAUAGUUUAAAAUCUUUUACUUGAGUACACUGCUUUAGAAAAGUUCUUCUCACCACCACAAAACUGAAAUUAAAAAUAUUAAACCAAGUGACAUAAUAUUUCCUGCUCCAUCUUGACUUUGGCUCCCUCCACUGUAGUUUAACUUGUCCGGUCAGUUUAUUUUAAUUUCGAGGAAUGCUUGUUAAAAUCAAACUUCCUUCAAAAAAAAUCCACUGCUUCUUCAUUCUGCAACAUUGAAGUAAACUGAUGUCCUUGAAUGACCUUCAAAACAAUCAGGAAAUCGUUUCUUCAGCAUUUCAGUUCAAAACUUUGUCAUCAAGAAUAUUUGGGGGGGCAGAUCCUGGAGGUGUUUAGCCUAGCUUAGCACAAAGACUGGAAGCGGGUGGAGACUGUUAGCAUACCCCCAUCAAAAGAGAAAAAUCAGUGUUCCAACAACUUGCAAAUCUGUUGGCUUUACAUGUUUUAUCCGGUUUAUUGAACAGGUGUAGAAAAAGAAAUGUAAAAAUGAGACUUGACUCUUUUGAUGGAGCUAGGCUAACACUUUCCAUCCACUUCCAGUAUCUGUGCUAAGCUAGACUAACCACACUCUGGGUCUAUCUCUGUACUCAACACAUAGAAGAUUUCCCUAAAAUGUUGGAGUGUUCCUUUAACUGUUUUGUGUUGGUCUUCUCUCCUCAGCAGCACGAUGACAUGCCUGUGUUGGCUUGCUGUGCGUGUUCACUGUGAGUGAGUGAGUGAGUGAGUGCGAGAGAAUGAAGCUAACCGUUCAUACAGUAGCUAUUUAAGAGCAGUAACUUUAGUGUUUUUCUCUGUAAUAAAUAUGCAAGAAAACCCCCAGUAUAGAAUAAUCUCUAAUAUGUAAAUCUUUAAUGUUUUUUGUUUUGUUUUGGUGUUGUUGUUGUUUUGUACAGCAUCUGGUUCGGUGCCUUAUGAGUUUACCAAGGAAAAUGAAAAACUCUGUAUACAGUCUGUCCAAUGUAACGAUUUUUAAGUAAAUAACCUUAUUUUAGUACACAAACUCACAGCGUCCACUCUGCUUCCUUCACCUGUUCACCAGCUCGUUGAUUUAUUUGCUUUUAAUGCACAUGUUGUUUAUGUUGUUUUUUUGGUUUUUGGUUGCUGUUUUGUUUUUGAUGUGUUUGUUUUAUACACACAUUCUUUCACUUUUUGAAUGGAAACCCAUUUCUACCCAGAGGAGAAAAAAAAGAAUAGGAUAAAAAUAAUCAGGGUCAGAGUUAAAAUACAGCAGAUUUUUGACCCUAGCCAAAAUUGAGACCCACUCAAAUAAAGCAGAUAUAACCAGGUAUAAGCUUGACCUUUUCAAAGUAAUUAUUGUAACAGAAAGUCAAAAUUUAUAUGUUGCAAAUUUUGACUUGUGUUGUAAUCCAUACUUUUAAAAUUUAUAUUACAUAAUUAUAAUUUUGACACACCAAAUUUUAAGUUGGGCCAAUAAUUUUCUUAAAUGUUAAUGUUCUAAUCUUCCCCAUGAUUUAAUACAAUUUCGACUCUUUUGAACUUUUAUUUUGGGAUUUCAAACCUUGUUUUACUGUGGAAAUGAUUGAUAGGGACAUAAAUCUUUGGAAAAUUACAUUAAUUGUUGGUGGGGGUCUGAUAAUAAGACCCAGGUUCAAAAAUACUGGAGUCAUCAUCAGAAAGUCAAGGUCAGAAUUUUGACUAUAAGACAGAUUUUCAAAUUAGUCAGAAUUUUGUAUCAGAUUCCCAUCAUUUUGAUUCACUGCAUUUGUUAUUUUUGUUAAUAUAAAUAUUUCAUGUUUUCUUGGCAGAAAUGAGCUUCCAUACAAAUCAGGACAGUGCUGCAUGUUGUUUCUGGUUGUUCAGAGUCCAGACUGUUCCUCUGAGCAGAACACCAAUACUGCAUCUCACAAACGUAAGAACCAAGCGAUCUUCAUUUUAAAUCAAUGUAGGUGUUUACUUUUAUAUGUGAUCAGUGUUCAAAUAUUAUCUGUAAACAUGUAAAAUUGUUAAAAAUGUGACUAAGUUUAAGUUAAUUAUUCCUUAAAGAUCAUUAACUAUUUCAGUUUUUCAAGGCAGCAGCACUGAGUUAGGGGUCAAGGUAAUUUCUUAUUGGAACUAUGUCUGUUAAUUGUCAUAGAGAGACAAAUGCCAUGCUUUCUAGUCCAGUACCAUAAUCUAUUCAGUUUACAAUGAUAUGAGAAUAUUUAAUUGCAACCCCAAUUUAGUGUAUUAAAAUAAUUACCAGUUCUGAUAAACUCACAGACCAAUGUACCUUGUCUCAAAUUCUCCUUUUACCAUUAGUUCACCAAAUUAAACUUGAGUAAAUACACAGAGUCUUUGGAGUUGUUGUCAAAACAUUUUCGUCUUUAUUGUUAACGCCCCUCAGUCCUUCCCUGUCUACUUGUCCUCAGGCUUGUUGAAGCAGUAGGUGAGGCAGCACUUCCCACAAUAAUGGCGGUCGAAGUGGCUUGCCA
Molecule: messenger RNA, 6870 nt
Organism: Lates calcarifer (barramundi perch)
Lineage: Eukaryota; Metazoa; Chordata; Actinopteri; Centropomidae
Gene: bmpr1aa
Product: bone morphogenetic protein receptor, type IAa
Exons: 13
Coding region: 652-2232 (526 amino acids)
Biological process (GO): protein phosphorylation; cellular response to growth factor stimulus; dorsal/ventral pattern formation
Cellular component (GO): plasma membrane; signaling receptor complex
Molecular function (GO): SMAD binding; transforming growth factor beta receptor activity, type I; ATP binding
Source: RefSeq, a predicted model, not a curated record